GCCGCCUUCGCCCCUCCGGACUAGACCUGGAGUCCCCGUAUUGUUAUUGUUCGAACCAAUAUGGCGGCUCUUCUGGAUAGGUAGAGGUAGUGACACACAACAUGAACUGGAUCGCCUGAAACGGCGAACUCCGGAGAAUACGACCACGAUGGCGGACACCAGACGGCGUGUGAAGCUCUACGCCCUGAAUGAAGAUCGACAAUGGGACGACAGGGGCACGGGACAUGUGUCAUCGUCGUAUGUGGAGCGCUUGAAGGGGAUGUCCUUGUUGGUGCGAGCCGAGUCGGAUGGGUCUCUACUUCUGGAGUCUAAAAUUCAACCGGACACAGCCUAUCAGAAACAACAGGAGACUCUGAUCGUCUGGUCAGAAGCUGACAACGUUGACCUUGCACUCAGCUUCCAAGAAAAGGCGGGAUGUGAUGAGAUAUGGGAGAAGAUAUGCCAGGUUCAAGGAAAGGAUCCAUCAUGUGACAUAACCCAGGACAUCGUGGAGGAGUCAGAAGAAGAGAAGUUUGAGGAUAUGCCAGACGCCGCCCCUCCCAUCGAGCUGCCGCCCUGCGAGCUCAGCAAACUGGACGAGAUCUCCGAGGUCUUCAACAGUGUACUUCCAUCCCCCAUUCGGAGAGAAAAGCUGGCCAACGCCAUAGAGUAUGAAGGAUACAUCAAGAAGAUAGUAGACUUGUUUCACAUGUGUGAGGACCUGGAGAACUUUGAGGGCUUGCACCAGUUGUACGAGAUUUACAAGAGUAUAUUCCUGUUAAACAAGAAUGCACUGUUUGAAGUCAUGUUCUCAGAUGAGUUCAUCUUUGAUACCGUGGGAAUACUGGAGUAUGACCCAAGCAAACCUGAAAAAGCCAGUCAUCGGGACUAUUUGCGAAACAGUGCAUCCUUUAAAGAGGUCAUUCCCAUCAGUAAUGAAGAACUGCGACAGAAGAUCCACCAAACGUACCGAGUUCAGUACAUCCAAGACGUGGUGCUGCCCACACCGUCAGUGUUUGAGGAAAAUAUGCUGUCAACACUAAGUUCCUUCAUCUUCUUCAACAAAAUAGAGAUAGUUAGUAUGAUACAGGAUGAUGAGAAGUUCCUGACAGAACUGUUUGCUCAGCUCACAGAUGAAGCCACGGACGACAACAGAAGAAGAGAAUUGGUUAACUUCUUGAAAGAGUUCUGCACCUUCUCACAGACACUGCAGCCACAAGCUAAAGAAUCUUUCUUCAAGACAUUAUCCAAUCUCGGGAUCCUUCCAGCAUUAGAAGUCAUUUUGAGCAUGGAUGACCCUGAGGUGAGACAAGCCUGUACAGACAUCAUCAUGUACAUAGUGGAGUACAGCCCGUCCAUGGUGCGGGAGUUCAUCAUGCAGGAGGCCAACCAACAGGACGAUGACAUUCUGCUUGUCAACCUCAUCAUCGAGCAAAUGAUCUGUGACCCUGAUCCAGAGCUGGGAAAUGCACUUCAGCUGAGUGGAGUGUUGAGGAUACUGAUUGACCCGGAGAACAUGAUGGCAACAGCAAACGCAUGGGCCUCUGUUCCUUUUCCCCAGAAAACUGAGAAGACAGAAUUCCUCAGCUUCUUCUACAAGAACUGCAUGCACGUGCUGACAGCCCCACUAUUGGCAAACACUACAGAGGACAAACCAAGUAAAGAUGACUAUGUGACAGCCCAGCUGUUGAGUCUGAUCUUGGAGCUGUUGGCCUUCUGUGUGGAACAUCACACCUAUCACAUCCGAAACUACAUCUUCAACAAGGACCUGCUGCGCAGGAUCCUGGUCCUCAUGAAGUCCAGCCACGGACAUCUCGCACUAAGUGCACUGCGGUUUGUUCGGAAGAUCAUCAGUUUGAAAGAAGAGUUCUACAAUCGCUACAUCAUCAAAGGCAACCUGCUCAAGCCUAUUGUGGACGCCUUCCUCACCAAUGGACAGCGCUACAACCUCCUCAACUCAGCUACAUUAGAACUCUUCGAGUUCAUCAGAGUGGAGGACAUCAAAUCUCUGGUGGCCUAUGUGGUUGAGACAUUCUACGAGCAGCUGAAAGACGUUGAUUAUGUCAACACCUUCAAGGGACUCAAGUUGAGGUAUGAGCAGCACAUGGACAGACAAAACGUCAAGUCUAGCUUGGACAGUGUUCCGUCCAUUUUGCGGAACCACCGCUACCGAAGAGACGCCCGUUCCCUGGACGAGGAGGAAGAGAUUUGGUUUGAGCAGGAUGAGGAGGAGAUGGAGGAUGGGGAGGCUGUGGUCCCAGUCACAGACAUGCUCAAAAACAAGAUGGAUGAAGAACUGGACCACAUCUCAAAAAUCAUUGAUGGAAAGAGAGCUCGUGAAAGUGAGAACAAACCACCCUCACCUUUAAAAAACCCCACAAGAAGUCCCAGUCCGCCACCUCCGACCAGGAAGUUCAACACAUCUCCUCCAGCUGCAUCCACGUCCCCACCAGCCUCACCAGAAGUCAAGACCAACAAUGGAGGCAUCACUGGACUUGUAGACUAUCCAGAUGAAGAUUCAGACGAAGAUGAAGACGACGACAGAAAUAGUAGCAUACCUGCCAAAAGGCCACGUCUGGCUACCUAAGGAGACAUACAAUCCCAAUCGAAAUCAUGCACAGUAAAACAAAUUUGGUCAAGGAAAAAUGGGUAGAAAGGCCAGGACCAUUGCAAGAUUUGCAGUCUUCCAUCUGUAAGAUGAGAAGCUCUUCAGGCCUUGGGACCGAAAUGUUACUGGACUGGAAUCCAGAAGGACUGAGUAAUCUGUAACUUUUCCCUUUCUUCUCUUUACCUCUGGUCAACCAAGGUGGAUUCAUGUAUUUACCUGCAAACUGAAAACAAAUCUACAAGAAUAGUUAUGUAUACUUAAAACAAGCCAGUCUGGGCUUCACUAUCAGCAACUUUGUAGCCUCAUCUUCUACUAGUUUGACCUGUGACCUCUGACUACAUGUAAAACAGAGACCAAUACAUACGUCAGUCAGAAGGAAGUAUAAUAGCUGGACACCAGGAGUAACAGGUUGUGUUUUUUUGUGCACACAAAAGUCACAGGUUGAAAAUUGUAAAUAUUAAAAAAAAAUCAAAAGCAUAUUGAAAAGACAAUACAUAGCAAGAGGUUGAUAUGAAAGGAAUAGUUCUACAAGGAUUGUUCAUCUGGAUUCCAGCGUUAACAAUUUUAUAUCUACUAACUUUAUCACCAAUGGGACCACAGCAAACAGCUAGGAAAGUAAAUGCCCAGUGAUUUUCCAGCAUUGAGGUGAACAGCUGUCUUGACACUUGGGAGAUACCAACAGGACCUGAUGCACCUGCCAUACCUUGACAUUGUUCCCUACCAAUCACUAGCUAGAUGUAGAAGUACCAAGGUUGUAGUUAGAGGGCACAUAAUGGUAGAACUACGCAUGUGUGUCUUUAAUUGUGACUUGUUUUCUUCUCAGAGAUGAUAGAUGUUGUUCAGGGACAAGCACAAAUGAGACUGUUUCUGCACUGAUUUGAUCACUUGGUUCUUGGAUUUUCAACCUAAACAUCAAGUACUAUUGGGGAAAAACACUCAGGAGCCCUUAUAUACUUCACAGCAUGUAUUGUAGCAUUCACUUGUGGCAAUCACAGAGUACAAAUGUGUUAGUUGUAGGUACCAUCUCUGUAGUAAGGUCAUAGAGGCAAUAAGCUGAAUGUAACAAUUGUAUAAAGAUAAUUACCCUUUUUGGUUUUAACCUUAAGAAGAAUGUCCUCAAAUCAACUUACUCUUUUUUGUUUUGUUUUUAUAUUUGGAAAAAAUUUUACAAGAUAGUCCAGGAAUCAAGUAACUCAAUUGGUGUGUCCUAUUGGAUACUUCUGUCGCUGCAGUCAGUUAGUACAAGGCAGCCAAAUUCCACAAAGUAGAAUGCCUUGCAUCCAGUCACUUGUCAUGACCCUUGGGGGAAAAUUGUGUCCUUCAUUGUUGUUUCCAUGUAUUUUAAGAAGUAAACAGAAUGGUGAGAGCAGGGCAGAGUGUUGUGUGUCUCACCCAUGUACAUACUUGACUAGGGCCACAAUUAUAGGUACUUACUACUGUAAUCUUAUGUAGAGCACUUUUGUUUGAAAUGUAUCAUGUAACUACAGUUCAAAAUUGGACUAAUCUGGGUUGCCAUGCCCCUUAGUGCUUCUCUACUUAAGUAGGCAUAUGCUAUUGUCUUGAGCUGCAAACUGUUGUAAUUAUUUCAAAAUUGACUAUUGGACGGGGAAUAGGUGUUACCUUCCAAAGUAUGUAUUCAAGACAGAAUUGUCACAGUCUGUAAGAACAGGCCCAUACAAAGUGUAGCUGAGUGAAUGAAUGCCUUUUACUCAGUAAUUUAUUUUUUGUGUGUUUAAGUAGACAUAGUCAAUGAAUUUCUCUUAGAGAUUAGCUGUACUGAUUUGUAAAGUAAAUCCACAUUUUAUAUCAAGUAUCAACAAGGCCAAUAAUAGAGCACAACCGUUAAAAAUGAAUUGUUACUUUUGACUUUUUAUUUUCAAUUUUAGAAUUGACUAUGGCCCCAUUUAGAUGUUGUCACCCAUCUUCCCUAUGGGUCCCAAUGCCACGCGAGUCCGUUUGGGCUGCUCUCACUUUCUCUCAAGUUUUGUCAAUCCACAGACUUAUUUGGACUUUUACAGAUAAACAAGGUUUCCUUCUUUCCAUGCCUCCUUACUGAUAUGUACCCAUGUGUGUGUGCCAGAGGCAAAUACGAAAAGAACGUCCUAGAUUUGUGACCACUGUGUUUCCAGAAAUAUUUUUGUACUGUUGUGGAACAGUAAGGGAGCUGCAACACGUCCCCCCUAAGGAACUCCUACCAUACGUUGUUCAUGGUGUCUGUCAUACUGCCCCUGAAGAAAAGACAUUGGUAGGAUUAAAUGUACCAUGCUUCAUCAUGUAAAAAGAUGAACUGCCCACCAUGGGAUUUUAUCUGUAGUAUAACCGGGGUAGUCUGUAUGGAAUAAAGUGCUUUGAAAUAAAACAA
Messenger RNA from Branchiostoma belcheri (Belcher's lancelet), 4949 nucleotides. RefSeq names its product serine/threonine-protein phosphatase 4 regulatory subunit 3A-like. Bases 149 to 2566 code for a protein of 805 amino acids. Gene Ontology annotation, molecular function: protein phosphatase activator activity. Gene Ontology annotation, cellular component: protein phosphatase 4 complex; nucleoplasm. Gene Ontology annotation, biological process: DNA damage response; protein dephosphorylation. Lineage: Eukaryota; Metazoa; Chordata; Leptocardii; Amphioxiformes; Branchiostomatidae. The record is from RefSeq and is a predicted model, not a curated record. The transcript is spliced from 16 exons.